AUGAAGUUUGCAAAGGAACUUGAGCAAAGCCUCGUGCCUGAAUGGCGCGUAAAAUACCUCGAUUAUAAGCAAGGCAAGAAGAAGGUCAAAGCAGUCGCUCGUGCAACCAAUCGUAUAAAUUCAACCCCUCGAUCAGAUGCGCGAACGAAUCUGAAUACGCAGAGUGGCAGUAUAUACGGUGCUACAUCUCCUCUCGCUCCAAGAAAGCCUCAACCGUCUGGAAGGUUCGAUGGUACGACCGACCGUCCUCAAUCAGCUUCUGGGAGGGUAGAUGGGGCAUCUCACGGAACUGGGGCGGAAACGGCGUCAUCGAACCCUGCUACAUCGAUACCAAUCGCAAGCAGGCAUGUACCAAUAGAGCAUACACAUGAUGGAAUGUACGGCAGCUUUGUGCCAACCCCUCCUGCGAUGGACAUGCACAAUUUCGAACUUCCGGAUCCAGCGAUACAAGCUGACUCUCCCCUCGAAUCCUCAGAGCGCAUAAUGUCCACCAUCACAAGUAGGAAAAAUUCUCUGGAGAUUGAAGUCCCAUCAAGGACCCCAGAAAGGAAUCCCAUAUCAGCCUAUCAGAGCGCAUAUGAAGUAGGUACAACAGAAAGUCCGACCAGACCUAAGUUUGCUUCACUGAGGGCCCCCGGGUCGCGCGCUGAAUCCCAUGAUGUUCAUGGACAGCCGAUCCUGAAGCGAAUCUUCUCAGUCGGCACUCCCUUAUCUAAACCUCACAGUCGUCCUGACGUCGAUAUGGUUGCCUUUGAUCAUGUACGAAUACGUCAGCAAGAAUUUCUCUCUUGGAUGGAUAAAGAGCUUGACAAGGUCGAAACUUUCUACAGGUCCAAAGAGGAUGAGGCGGGAAUCAGAUUACAAGUUUUGAGAGAACAGUUGCAUGAGAUGCGAAACCGCAGGAUACAAGAAGUGGCAGAUGCAGAACAUGCAAGGUCAAUGCGUAAAGAUGACGAGCGCUCAGUAAUGGGAAGGAUUUCUCGUGGGCAUUCUGGAGAUGAAGAUCUCAACAGGCAUUCCUCUCAAGAACAUCGAAUUCCUUGGCUGGCACCUUUUGGGAGAAUGGUAGAUAAUGCAAAAGCAACAGCACUGGGGCCACAUCCAGGAGCCAACUCUAGGGCAUUAGCUAGUAUGAGAAACUCACCCGAGUUGCAGUUUAAGUCUCAGCCAGACGAUGGAGUUGCAACGAACGGCAAUCGCGAUUAUGUAAGACGGCCUUACGAAAACGAUGUAUCCUAUCGAACCGCGAAACGGAAGUUGAAGCUGGCUUUACAAGAACAUUACCGAGGUAUGGAACUUCUAAAGUCCUAUGCGCUGUUGAAUCGGACUGCGUUUCGCAACCAAUGCGCAUCCCCCCUUCGGUUCAUGACGGAAAAGGUUAGCAAGGCAUGGUUCGUCAAUAGCGAUGUACUUGAUGGGCACAUACAUACGGUUGAAGAUUUGUACGCACGAUAUUUUGAAAAGGGCAAUCAUAAAAUUGCUGUUGGAAAAUUGCGCAAAACCGUUGGAAAGUCAAUGGACCAAUCCGGUAGUGCAUUCAGAAAUGGAGUGCUGAUUGGAAUUGGUGCUGUCUUUUCGAUUCAGGGAAUCAUCUCCGGCAGUGAAUACUUGGAUCACCCUGAUCCUACGAUCCGAUUUCAAACCGGCUAUCUGCUGCAAAUAUACGGUGGUUACUUUCUCGGUUUAUAUUUAUUUUCGUUAUUCUGUUUCGAUUGCAGUGUUUGGACUCGACACAAAAUUAACUACAAAUUCGUUUUCGAAUUGGAUCCUCGGCAUGAUCUGGAUUGGCGGCAACUUAGCGAAUUUCCAGCAUUUCUCAUCCUUCUAUUCGGCCUGUUUUUGUGGAUCAACUUCUCUGGCUAUGGGACACCAGAAAUGUUUAUAUACUAUCCCAUCAUUUUGAUCUUCGUUACAGUCAUGAUAAUAUUUAUGCCUGCCCCCAUAAUUUUUCACAGAAGCCGGAAAUGGUUUGUUUAUUCUCAUUGGCGUUUACUUUUGGCUGGGUUAUACCCCGUAGAGUUUAGAGAUUUCUUCUUGGGUGAUAUGUAUUGCUCCCUUACCUAUUUAACGAGUAAUAUAGAGCUCUUCUUUUGCCUCUAUGCGACAUCCUGGCAUAAUCCUACGAAAUGUAAUUCUACAAACUCUCGCCUUCUUGGAUUUUUUUCGACCUUACCAGCUAUAUGGCGUUUACUUCAAUGCUUCCGACGUUAUCAUGAUACCAAAAAUAUGUUCCCGCAUUUAGUUAAUGGUGGUAAAUAUGCUAUGACCAUAGUAUAUUAUGUCACUUUGAGCAUCUACAGAAUAGACAGAGACAGAACGAAUUUAAUUGUGUUCAGCUUUUUUGCUGCAUUGAAUGCGGUAUACGUCAGUACCUGGGAUCUUUUGAUGGAUUGGUCUCUGCUUCAACCUGGAGCUAACAAGCCACUUCUUCGCGAUGUUAGAGGAUUCAAGAGUACCUGGUGGUACUAUGCAGCUAUGAUUAUUGAUCCAAUCCUUCGAUUCAAUUGGAUAUUCUACUCGAUAUAUACGCACAACCUCCAGCACAGCAGUACCGUAUCCUUUUUUGUCGGAUUUUCUGAAAUCACUCGUAGAGGAAUGUGGACAUUGUUUCGUGUCGAGAAUGAACACUGCUCCAAUGUCGCUCGUUUCAAAGCAUUUCGCGAUGUCGCGUUGCCAUAUGAUCUGGAGUCCGGAGAAUCGGAAGACUCUCAGCCUAUUACCCCUGCUGAAACAAAUGAUAUAUCAUCGGUACUUGACAGAGAGCGCACCCAUACUAGUGGUCUCUCACAACAGCAAACCAAUACCAGUUCGACACGCCGUCGUCCACAAAGAACUUUCACUAAAGUUUUGGCCGAUGCUCAUAUCCAAGACUUUCAGAAGAAGAAAAAACCUGCUGCGAAUAAUGGAAAGGAUUUGGACGGAACUGAUGAGACUGAUGUCGAUAUUGACCGUGCUACUAGUAGUGAGGACGAUGAUGAUGAUGAGCAAGAUGCACAAGAUCGCCUGGAUGCAGAUAGUUUAGUCAGAGGUGGACAAGGCAAAAGAGGAAGGAGAAAGAGUCGAAGAGGGAUCUAG
This is a messenger RNA of Botrytis fragariae, 3075 nucleotides long. Its product is annotated as putative signal transduction protein. The transcript has 7 exons. NCBI's taxonomy places the organism in Eukaryota, Fungi, Ascomycota, Leotiomycetes, Helotiales, Sclerotiniaceae. Gene Ontology annotation, biological process: cellular response to phosphate starvation; phosphate ion transport. Bases 1 to 3075 code for a protein of 1024 amino acids. The record is from RefSeq and is a predicted model, not a curated record. Gene Ontology annotation, cellular component: plasma membrane; Golgi apparatus; cytoplasm. Gene Ontology annotation, molecular function: inositol hexakisphosphate binding.